CAGAGUAUCAGCUCUGCUGACAUUAGUAGAUCAGGUGUCUGGUUUAUACUAGUUUUUCCAAAAUUCCAGUGAAUUCCUUAUUAUUGCUACUAUAUUGUCUUCACUGUUUAAGAAUUUGAUCACUUCUAUUUCAGAAAGUCUGGCUGGCAGUUAGUUGGACCAUUUAAUCAAUUUGUUAGAAUAGAAAUUUGAUUUCUCUCUGAUAGGUAGCAGUAUUACAUUUACUGCACCCUUUAUCUGCCUUUUAUUGAAAUUUCCAUUUAUGGACAGCAUAGUUUCACUAUUUUUUAGCUUAGCUGAGAAGCCAGGCCUUAAUAGCACAAGCAAACUCAUGUACACACUCGUACAUACUUGAGAAAAUCCUAGAGGAAGAUAUCCUUAAAACUGUAUUUAGUAGCAGAGGAAAUGUGUUUAAAAGCUCCUCAUUUAUCAGGAAAAUAUUGUCUCAAUAAUGUUGGUAAGGUCAUUAAAAACCUAGAUUAUCUAGUUAAUAUUGCAACUGCCAUCUGCUUCAGUUAGGCCAGGCCAAGAGCACAAUUUAUGUGACCAGUAUCUCACUUGUCAAAUAAUUCUGUUAAACUGCUAAUGCCAUUCACAGACUUCAGCCCCUGACAGGUACAGAAGAGAAGAGAAGAAAAGCCAUAUUAAUUUCCUCCAUCAGAAUCCCAGGUAACCUCAUUAGGCUGGUCACAGUUCCUACCUGCUCACUGCUGGGUGCACACAGCUCUUGAAUUAAUUUUCUAGGGAAGAGAUCUGCAAGGGCAAUUCGGUGUUCCCUUCUGGUGCAAACCUUACUGCCUCGGCAAGGUCUGUGCCCAUCAGCUUCUUCAUGAGAAUGCAGUAGUGAAGGAAACACAGCUCUGCCAGAGAAGACCUUGUGAAGCUCAUUGAGCUCAACCCCAGCUCAGUAAUAUUUGAAAUGGAUGUCUGUCAAUAGCAUGCUUGGCUGGAGGUGCCAAGAUCAUCUGACCUUCUCUUUGUGUCCUGGGUUUUUCCAGUGAAGUCAAAGGACCACUAAUCCACGUGUUGCCAGUGAAUAGCAAACACAAGCUGCUUACGAGUAAUCAUGUGGAAAUGGGUGGAGGCAUAAUUUGUGUGAUCCCCUCCCAUCCUACUGCCGGUGGAAACCUGCUCUCUGCCAUUACGAUGUGUUGCCAACAUUUUGAUUUGGUCAUCUGCUCCUUUGCUAUGAGUUCUCCGAGUUUGCUUUGAGUGCCCAAGCAGUAAUUCUCAGCAAUAAGGAGCACCUAUGGGCAGUCUCAUACUGAUGUUCAUCAUGAAAACAAAGGUAAAUCUUCAAACUAGUCCUGCAGUGAUUACUACCAGUUUAAAAUAUUGUGGAUUUUUUUUUUUAACUUCCCAAUAAUGCAAGUUUACCUAUGAUCAACAGAAAACUUGGAGCCUGUUACAGUUAUUUUGUUCCUUAUGCAUGUGGACCUCACUCCUGUGCUGAAGAAAACAGGCACUGAUAUAUACCAUAUUGCCGAGUCUUCCAGCAGCAAAUGAAGAAUAUGCAUCUGUUCCUCUUUUCCAUUUUAUAUUUGCUUUUGAAAGCCACUGGCACCAAAGAGGUUAUAUCUGGUCAUAAUAAUUUCACAGAGUAUCAAGUGGGCAACAUGAACCUGAUUCUCUCUGUCCCACACGGUGGGUCAAUGGAACCCCAAGACAUCCCUGAUCGAGAGGCUGGCUGUUGGGAUGCAAAGACAUCCUCUUGUAUUUUCUCUCAUGAGUGUCCUCUUGGAGGUAUUCAAAAUCAUAAGAAAUGCAAAGUGUCUACCAACCAAGACAGGUAUACUAUUGAGGUUGCUCAGGCUCUUGCUGAAGAAAUCAACAAAAUUACUAAUGGCUUCUUCCCCCAUAUCAUUAUAAACCACCUGCAGAGGUUCAAGAUGGAUGCUAACAGGGGAAAGGAAGAAGCCUCCUUUGGAAUUCCCCAAGCAGAACAUGCCUGGGAGGAGUACAUGGGAUUUUUGACCACUGCAAAAUCGCAGAUGACGGGGGGCCUGAUUCUGGAUAUCCAUGGACAAGCACAUCCUGAACGGUGGAUAGAACUAGGUUACACACUUUCAAAAACUUCCCUUAACUCAGGCAUCUUUUCUGCAUCAUGUUCCUCAAUUAGCCACCUGGCCAGUCAGCUAGUCAACGUGUCUUCUGAGACUUUAGUUGCAGGGAACAGGAGUUUGGGUAAAUAUAUCGAAGAACAAAAUAACAGUUAUGUUUGUGUGCCUUCUCCAUCCAAUCCUAGCCCAAAUAAUGGGAGCUAUUAUAGUGGUGGAUACAUAACAAAGACUUAUGGUUCCCGUAGUUCCGGCACCGUUGAUGCCAUUCAGCUUGAGCUACCCCAGUGGGUGAGGGCAGCUGAAGAACGUCCCAGAUUUUGUAAAGCACUGGCAAGGGCUGUAAUGAAAUUCUGGCAAACUAACUACUGCAGCCAGUACAACCACGAAUUUCUGCCAUGCUGAAAGAGGCUGUCUUGUUAAGAUGCCUUUCCAUGAUACAGCAGUGAUCUGGAACAACAGAACAACUGAUACAGCUGGAACAUUUAAACCUGCAAUAUAAUUGUGGAUGCUGGUGGAAAGAAACUAACCUGCAAAGGAAUACAGAGACAUCGACACACAGAAAGUCCACAGCUAAUACAAACAGGUCUGUUAACACACAGCUUUGUACUAGAUCCAGCAUCGAAAAGACUGCUUGAAGAUGAGUGGGUGUAUUUGGAAGUAUCACUUGCCUGGUAUGCUUUUCUGUGCUUAAUUUCUUUCCAGUAGCAUCCUCUGUUCUCUAGCACACAAUAAACAACUAUUCUUCUUCUAA
This is a messenger RNA of Grus americana (Whooping crane), 2811 nucleotides long. RefSeq lists its product as uncharacterized. The record is from RefSeq and is a predicted model, not a curated record. Lineage: Eukaryota; Metazoa; Chordata; Aves; Gruiformes; Gruidae. The transcript is spliced from 3 exons. Bases 1503 to 2462 code for a protein of 319 amino acids.